AUGGGCGCGGGGGCCACGGCAUCACGACGCGGGAGCGCUGACCGGGAAGACGUGGCCGUGACGGCGUCAGGCACGGUCGCCGUCUGCUCGGAGCCGCGGGUAGGGAUCCCAGUAGUUUCAGACCUUCGCUCACUGCAGACGGUACACAAAUUGGCUUCUUGUGUGAGUGAUGAAAGAAAAUACCACUCAAAUUACUAUCUUGAUACAAAAUUUACUAUAACCGUUAUUUUUUCCAAGGGAAAGCUAUUCAAGUACAGAUUGACUGGUGCUAACGUCUUCUGCGAAAUUCCCACAGAGAACAAUUUAGCGAACUCUUCCUGGCAAACUAGUCCACUGAAGUUAGAGUUCAGCAACUCUCCAUACACCCCUCUUUCUACCCAGCUUGAGUGUGACAAUUUGUCUGCUCUUAGCAACACUCCAGAUAACCAGAGCUCUACUGAAACCAUUUCAGCCCAACCAAUCUCCCCGCUUGAAGCAGACAGCUCAUACAUAAAGGCAGGUAGCAUCCGUGAGAACAUCCAAGUGAGACCUGAUCCAUUGUAUGCAACAUCAAGACAUAAUAUGCAACAGACUUUGCGUGACAUUGAGAACGUUCUGAUGGCACCUGAUGCGGAUGAUGCAACAACGAGCACAAAGCAUGAGUUUGAGGACACCAAGCCUGCUCAGCUCAUGCGGCAGCGGUCGAGGACAUGGAGCCAUGAGUCACGACAGCCGUUGCCUGGAGUUGUUCGUCCACACUUUGCAUCUGGUGGAUACCCCACGGCAAGCUAUGAGUUCCGCCCAGAGAAACGACAAAGGGAGUUAAGGGACGAUCGGCAGCACAUUGUGAAGGGUCUAUUAACCAAGUGUGCUGAGGCAUUAAGUGAGGACAGGACAGAGGAGUUCCUAAAGCUUGUUCAGGAGGCUCGUGGGACUGUUUCAAUUAACGGGGAACCGAUCCAGCGUUUAGGUGCUUACCUACUCGAGGGUUUGGUUGCUAGGCAUGGGAACUCUGGUACAAACAUCUACCGUGCUCUGAAAUGCCGGGAGCCGGAGAGCAAGGAGCUUCUCUCCUACAUGAAGAUUUUAUACAAUAUCUGUCCUUACUUCAAGUUUGGAUACAUGGCAGCUAAUGGGGCGAUUGCAGAGGCAUUGAGAAGCGAGGACAACAUCCACAUAAUUGAUUUUCAGAUUGCUCAAGGGACUCAAUGGAUCACACUGAUACAAGCCCUAGCUGCAAGGCCUGGGGGUCCACCUCAUGUGCGGAUCACUGGAAUAGAUGACCCGGUAUCAGAGUAUGCCCGAGGUGAAGGCCUGGAGAUAGUUGGAAACAUGCUAACAAGCAUGUCUAAAGAGUUCAAUAUACCUUUGGAAUUUACACCUCUAUCUGUCUAUGCUACCCAAGUCACAGAGGAAAUGCUUAAGAUCAGACCAGGUGAAGCAGUUGCUGUCAACUUCACCCUCCAGCUGCACCAUACCCCGGACGAGAGCGUGGACGUCAACAACCCACGGGACGGGUUGCUCCGCAUGGUGAAAGGGCUGUCCCCGAAGGUGACCACGUUGGUGGAACAGGAGUCGCACACCAACACGACGCCUUUCUUGAUGAGGUUUUUGGAGACCAUGGAUUACUACUCUGCCAUGUUCGAGUCCAUCGACGCCAACUUGCCUCGAGACAGCAAGGAGAGGAUAAGUGUGGAGCAACACUGCCUGGCCAAGGACAUCGUGAACAUCAUCGCCUGCGAGGGGAAGGACAGAGUGGAGAGGCAUGAGCUGCUUGGCAAGUGGAAAUCAAGGCUGAGCAUGGCGGGCUUCAAGCCUUACCCGCUGAGCUCAUAUGUGAACUCGGUGAUAAAGAAGCUCCUCGCGUGCUACUCGGACAAGUACACGCUGGAGGAGAAGGAUGGGGCAAUGCUCUUGGGCUGGAACACCAGGAAGUUGAUAUCUGCCUCUGCGUGGCACUGA
Triticum turgidum subsp. durum (durum wheat) is the source of this 1941-nucleotide messenger RNA. NCBI's taxonomy places the organism in Eukaryota, Viridiplantae, Streptophyta, Magnoliopsida, Poales, Poaceae. The record is from the annotation of a GenBank genome assembly.